Molecule: messenger RNA, 216 nt
Organism: Brenthis ino (lesser marbled fritillary)
Lineage: Eukaryota; Metazoa; Arthropoda; Insecta; Lepidoptera; Nymphalidae
Source: the annotation of a GenBank genome assembly
AUGAACGAAUUAGAGACUAAUUCGUUCAUGUUCAGCGAAGUGGCCUACGACCAAGGUGUCGACGAUAACAAAGGUACAUUAAAAGCUGAAGCAAAAGCUCUUAUAUUCGGAACGACUGUUUAUGUAGGAGAUAAAUUAGACUCCACCAACGUCGAUAAAAAGGCCAGAACAACUUUAGAAGUAACGAAACAAAGUGAUAGCAAAACUAGUGCAAGU